AUGAACGAGUUGUCAAAGCUCGAGCGAAGCCUGGCACUCCCUCCCCCGCUGCUCUCAAUUUGUCUCGAUCGGACGGCAUUGACGUGCGAGCGAGCGAGCGAGCGACGUAUUACCGUCCUCGCCCCCUCUUCUUUCGCUCGCUGCGUUGUGUCCACAACGGCACAACCGCUUCGACUCGUUCGUGGAUCAAUCGAGACUGCAGCUGUUUUUUUCAUCUCCAGCAGCUCUUCAGUAGCUCUUCCGGAUCCGUUCGUCUUGGUUCCUCACGUUACAAGAAACGGGACACGAGGCUGGCGCCGCCACGACGUGCGUCUUAGCUCACGCGGUACCAAGCCAAUGCACGACAAACGAGGCGGUUCAGACGAGCUCCGUUUGCUCCGAAGACGAUGUGGACCUCGAGAUAUUCAUGCGACAGUGUGGGUGGCGAACGGGGUCGCCCUUUUACAUACUUGA
Molecule: messenger RNA, 453 nt
Organism: Peronospora matthiolae
Lineage: Eukaryota; Oomycota; Peronosporomycetes; Peronosporales; Peronosporaceae
Source: the annotation of a GenBank genome assembly